Molecule: messenger RNA, 3665 nt
Organism: Heteronotia binoei (common prickly gecko)
Lineage: Eukaryota; Metazoa; Chordata; Lepidosauria; Squamata; Gekkonidae
Gene: TSC22D1
Product: TSC22 domain family member 1
Exons: 3
Coding region: 1-2532 (843 amino acids)
Biological process (GO): regulation of transcription by RNA polymerase II
Source: RefSeq, a predicted model, not a curated record
AUGCACCAGCAGCAGCCUGACUCAGCAGCGGCGGCGGCCAGGAAGAUGGCGCACCCGGCGAUGCUGCCCCGGGCGGGCGGUGGUGGCGGCGGCGGGGGCAGCGGCAGCCUGGAGGAGCAGCAGCAGCCGCCCCCUCCGCAGAGCCUGAGCCUGGCGGCGGCCCCGGGCCCCGGCGCGCAGCUGAAGAAGAAGAGCGGCUUCCAGAUCACCAGCGUGACGCCGGCGGCGCAGAUCUCGGCCGCCAGCCUGAGCUCCAACAACAGCAUCGCCGAGGACACGGAGAGCUACGACGACCUGGACGAGUCGCACACCGAGGACCUCUCCUCGUCCGAGAUCCUCGACGUCUCCCUGUCGCGCGCCACCGACCUGGGCGAGCCCGAGCGCAGCUCCUCCGAGGAGACCCUCAACAACUUCCACGAGGCCGAGACGCCCGGCGCCCUCUCGCCCAACCAGCCGCGCCUCCUCAACGGCGCCCUCCCGCCCCCCACGCCCCCCAACGCCGCCCCCCGCAAGCUGCCCCCCGCCCGCCCGCCCUGGCGCGCCGCCUCCGCGCCCGGCCUGCCUUCCACCGCCGCCGGCAGCAGCAGCAGCAACCCCGGGCCCGGGCAGGGCGGCGUCGGCCUGGGCAAGGGCGCCCCCUCCGGCGGGCCUGGCAACGGCCCCGGGGCCCUGAGCGGCGGCAGCAGCAGCAGCCCGGCCGCCGCCCCCUCGCGCUUCCGCGUGGUCAAGCUGGAUUCCAGCUCGGAGCCCUUCAAGAAGGGGCGCUGGACGUGCACCGAGUUCUACGACAAGGAGAGCCUGGCGGCGGCAGCGGCGGCCCCCGACGGCGGGCUGGCCCCGCACAAAGCCCUCGACGCCCUCAGGCAGCAGCAGCAGGCGGCGGCGGCCUCGGAGGGCGGCUCGGAGCGGGAGAGCCCCAGCGGGAGCUCGGUGGGCAGCAGCAGCCUCAGCACGCUCAGCCACUACACCGAGAGCAGCCUGGGCAGCGGGGAGAUGGCGGGGGCCGCCUCCUCCGGGGCCCCCGACUUCGCCCCGGCCUUGCCCGCCUCCAGCCUGCCCCAGAGCCUCUCCCAGUCGCAGCUCCACCAGGAGGCCAGCUACCCUCCCGCCGCCCCUGCCACCCUGGCCGGUCUCCUGCCUGCCGUCAGCCUGGCUGGCCCUCAGCAGCAGCAGCGGGGGGGCAUCUCAGCAAUGCUGCCACCCUACGCCCAGGCGGGCCCCCCUGUGCCACCGCAGCAGCUGCCCUACGGAGUGGGACAGGGCCCGCCCGUCCCCGUGCAGGUGGCCCCCGGGCACGUGCAAGCCGCCAAUCCAAAUUCCCUCCCUGGGCCGGACUACAUCCCGCAGCAGCAGCAGAUGCUCCAGGCUCCGGCCGUAGGAGGAGCAGGGACACCCGCGCCUUCUGCUCCAGCCUCGAGCGGGCUGCCUUCUGGACCAGCGCACCUGGCCAUGGCCCCCACUCCACCUGUUGCGUGCAUCCAGGCCGCAGGAGCCAGCGUUCCCAUGGUGAAUGCCGCGCAGCAAGCGGCCAUGCCCCCCGUGGUGCAGCAGUCCCUGGUAGCCAACCCCAUGGCCCCCGCCUUGAUGCCACAAAACGCUGCCCCUUCCCAGGCGAUGCCAUCCAUACCUGCAGGGAUGAUUCCGCCUGGCUCACAAGCUGGCGCCUCUGGCCUUCCGCAGCCGCUUGUGAUCGCCGCACAGCCUUCUCUGUUACCAGCCCAGUCACAGCUGCAAUCGGGAGAGGCCCUUGUGCCAGGGAUGGCUGGCCAGCAGGUGCCCGCUGUUAGUCCGGGGCCUCCUGUUGGGGCCGUGCCCGUUUCAGGCCAUUGUGCUGCAAACGUACCCCCUCCUCCUGCCAGCCUGGCACCUUUGAAGAACGUUGUGCCAUCUUCAGCCAUGCAGAAUGAGAACUUGGCUCAAAAGCUCCCCCAGUCUUCAUUGACAUCCACUAGCAUCAAUUUACCCAUGCCCCCAAAUGUCCCACCACUGAACUCUGCUCCGUUCUCUGCACAGUCUCUUGCUCACUCAUCGGUCAGCCGAGGUGGAGAAGCCAGACGCUCCACGGAUCCCCUCCUGGUGGGCAUCGCCCAGCCCCUGGGCCCAGAAAGUGGUGCCGGAGUCCCUUCAGCCCUUUUGGAUGGGGCCAGCAGCAUGGCGGCUUCCCUCUUCCCCUUGAAGGGCCUUCCGCUGACCGCGCAGCUGAUGGAUGGGGAGGAUGACGGCUCCUCGGGCGCCAGCGUCGUCGCCAUCGACAACAAGAUCGAGCAAGCCAUGGAUCUAGUUAAGAGCCAUUUGAUGUAUGCGGUCAGAGAGGAAGUGGAGGUCCUGAAGGAGCAGAUCAAAGAGCUCAUAGAGAAAAACAACCAGCUGGAGCAGGAAAACUCCCUCCUGAAGACGCUGGCCAGCCCGGAGCAGCUGGCCCAGUUGCAAGCACAGUUGCAGACCAGCUCUUCGCCGGCAUCCUCCCAGCCGCAAGGGACAGGGCAGCCGCCGCCCCAGCCGGCACUCCCGGGCUCAGGACCUUCAGCGUAGCCGGAAAACCUCUCUGCAAAAAUGCACCGGACUCGGCCAAGGCAGGACUGCCGGAAGUACAGCCGAGCGGCCCUCUGCCCGCCUUUACUGCAUGCUCUCCUUGCCCUCCCCGUUGUGAAGCCUCCGCUGCGACUGGUGCCCGUCGGCGCCAGAAGGUGCUUUGUUUUCUUCCCCAGUAUUUAAGGUGUUCUCUUGGGGUUUGGGCGGGGGGGAGCCUCAGCUCUCUUAAGACACGCUUGCUGGCGGGGGCGCAGAACCGUCUGGGGAGUCAAGACAGAUGCGCUGGAGACAGCGGCAGCCGCUAAGAGCUGAAGAUGUUUUUCCUGGAGAACUGUCUUCUGGAGCCACGGAGAACACGAGUGGCAGUGCUAUGAAGUGUGGAGAUAUGAAGAAGUAGGCCGGGGGUGCUGGGAAUGAAGGAACCCCCCCCACCCCUUUAGCAUUCCACCCAGGAGCCAAAGCAGUAACUACCGAGAAGGACCUCGGAGAAGGGGAAGGAGGAGGGAAGUCAGUGUUUGACGCCUACAACCUUAAAACGCAAAUGUGCACUUAAAAUUGUUUUUUCUGUAGUCGAAAUGUUUUCCAAAAUGGUGUUUUUAGGAGGAGAGCAGGUAUGUGACACGUUGGCUGUGACGUUGUGUAGGAUCGUAAAAAUGAAGGUUUAUUUGCUUAAUGUAUAUUUGUGUACGUAGUGUAAUUACCUUGUAAAAUAGAAACUGUAACUAAGUAAAUUGUACAGAAUGAAUUCCAAAGGGUAAACUGAACAUGUUUGGAGAGGGGUGUGGUUUUUUUUUUUUUUUGGUUUGUUUAAUUUUAUUUUUGAUGCUCCACAAUUAAGAUUUGCACCUACACGGCUCUUAAGAAACUGGCUGAUUGUUCUCUGUGCAAAGCAAUUUUCUUGGAUCUGAAUACCUUGAAGCCAAAUUAGUUCAGAUUCAAGCUGGGGGGACCAGCCACUCCAGAAAACGAUCGGUCUCACAAUGGUGGGUUUUCUUUUGUUUUGCAUAUGAUCCGUAUAGUAGUAUGCAUACAUUUCUGCGCAUGUUCUUUGGGGGAAAAGUAAAUUGUAAACAUCAGAAUAUUUAACUAUUGCACUUCUCGCGUUCAAAUAAAGCAUCAAAUGUUGAUUAGAA